AUGAAAAUAAGAAAAUCGGGAUACGACGAAUGCGUCGGCUUUACUCGACUUAUAAUGACGAUCAUUGGCACAUGGCCAGGUGCGGAAUAUAGUCAACAUUGGUAUGCACGAUAUAUGUUUUCAAUACCGCUGUUUUUCUCAAUGUUCUUCAUGAUAAUUCCACAAACAAGAAUGUUACUCCACGUAAAGGACGAUCUGAAUUAUAUUAUUGAAAUUCUGACUACAGCAGAUGUAAUGAUUAUCGUAGCUUGUUUAAAGUUAAUCGGAGUUUGGUACAAUAAAAAAGAUCUUAGGUACUUGUUAAAUGAAAUAGAAAAAGAUUGGACAAUCACAGAAAAGGAAGAACAGCAUGUGGGAAAUGCUAUGUGGGAAAACGUGAAAUUAGGAAAGUUCAUCAUGAAUGGGUACGCAGUUUUGACGUACGGAACUGUAGUAUUGUAUGCGGCUGGUAUGUUGCUGCUAAUGAACUCUCAAAAAAUCGAAGACUUCGAUAACGAGAACAUCACGCAAAGUAGACUGAUGUUUGUGAGGUCUAAGUUUCCUUUUGAAACCCAAGGCAGCCCUACUUUUGAAAUCAUAUGGUUCUUACAAUUUCUUGCAGCUGUGAUGAGUAUUGCAGCUUUUACAACUUUUGAUGGCUUUUUUAUAUUCUCCAUACUACACGUAUGUGCUCAAUUAGUUAAUUUACAAUGUAAUUUUCGAAAUUUAAUUUCACGAUGCCGACUAACGAAGCGGACAUUUGUCCAACAUAUGAGGGAUCUUGUUGAAAGGCAUAUACAUCUGCAACGCUUUACACAAAUAAUUGAAAACAAUUUCAACAAAGUAUUUUUAAUGCAAAUGAUUGGCUAUUCAGUAACGUUAUGUUUACAAGGGUACCAAUUAGUUAUCAGUUUAACAGAAAACUCGGAACAAAACUUUAUUACAAUAGCGUUUAUAUUAGUUUACACAACAGCUAAUAUUUUAAGUCUUUUCGUAUACUGCUACGUAGCUGAGAAACUUCGAAAAGAAAGCACGGAGAUCUUUUAUGCAGUUUGCGCUAUGCCUUGGCACGAAGUGAAACCAGAAGAGUCGAAAAUGAUCGUCAAUAUAAUGUACGCCGCAAAACAUCCAUUCGAAAUUACCGCUGGAAAGUUUGCAGUGCUUUCCUUUAGCUACUUCGUUAAAGUUUUGAAGACGGCUAUGGGAUACUUAUCGAUGCUGCUAGCCAUGAAAAGUAGCCAUAAAAUGUAA
Molecule: messenger RNA, 1230 nt
Organism: Nasonia vitripennis (jewel wasp)
Lineage: Eukaryota; Metazoa; Arthropoda; Insecta; Hymenoptera; Pteromalidae
Gene: Or21
Product: odorant receptor 21
Exons: 6
Coding region: 1-1230 (409 amino acids)
Biological process (GO): detection of chemical stimulus involved in sensory perception of smell; sensory perception of smell
Cellular component (GO): plasma membrane
Molecular function (GO): olfactory receptor activity; odorant binding
Source: RefSeq, marked inferred